Molecule: messenger RNA, 2881 nt
Organism: Rattus norvegicus (Norway rat)
Lineage: Eukaryota; Metazoa; Chordata; Mammalia; Rodentia; Muridae
Gene: P3h3
Product: prolyl 3-hydroxylase 3
Biological process (GO): negative regulation of cell population proliferation; collagen metabolic process; collagen biosynthetic process
Cellular component (GO): endoplasmic reticulum; catalytic complex
Molecular function (GO): oxidoreductase activity, acting on paired donors, with incorporation or reduction of molecular oxygen; iron ion binding; 2-oxoglutarate-dependent dioxygenase activity
Source: RefSeq, a predicted model, not a curated record
UGGUGCCAGAAUUGGUGUCCCACACCCGGAGUCACCCUCUUCCACGGAGUGUUUCGAAGAUCCUUCUUCAUACGGUGGGUUGGCAGAAACGUGGGGAGAUGAACGUGUGAGGGGCGUCCAGAAUCCUUUUCCAGGACCCCAAGAUGGACGGAAACGAAGUUACCUCCACGCCACAGGCUUCCCAGGACCCCUAUUUCAUCCUUCUUUCUCCAUUUUCCUUUUUUACCCACACUAGACCUGUGUCCUUUGGAAUUCUUGCUCCGUCUCUCCGUCUCACUUCGGUUUCCCCAGCGACAGGCCUAAACCCAGCAGGUUUCAGCAUCACUCAUUCCCUCUCUCUCCCUCUCCCUCCUCCUCUCCAUCUCUCCUUCCUUCUCCUCCCCCUGCCCCCCCUUCCUCUCCCUCCCUCCGGUCUCCGCAUUUCCCUUCGGCGGUGGGCCCGCGGCUCUGGGCACCAUGCUCCGGCUCCUGCGGUUGUUGCUUUUGCUGCUGCUGCCUCCCCCGGGGUCCCCCGAGCCUUCCGAGCCUCCAGGUCUGGCCCAGUUGUCGCCCGGGGCGCCUCCUCAGGCCCCGGACUUGCUUUACGCGGACGGCCUGAGAGCCUACUCGGCCGGGGCUUGGGCGCCCGCAGUGGCUCUGCUGCGAGAGGCGCUGCGGAGCCGGGAAGUGCUGGGCCGCGCGCGCCAGGACUGCGGGGCGAGCUGCGCGGCCGAGCCGGGCGCCGCGCUCCCCGCCCAGAUCCUGGGAGCCCCGCAGCCUGUCUCGGGGCCCGGGGCCUGGGAACCCCUGCUCCUGCGCGCCACGCUCCGCCGCGCCGAGUGCCUGACCCAGUGCGCGGCGGGGAGGCUGGGCCCGGGGGGCGCGGCGCGGUUCCGCGUGGUGAGCGCGCUGCGGGAUGCCUUCCGCCGGCGGGAGCCCUACAACUACCUGCAGAGGGCCUACUACCAGUUGAAGAAGUUGGACCUGGCAGCUUCAGCAGCACACACCUUCUUUGUGGCGAACCCAACGCACUUGCAGAUGCGGGAAGACAUGGCUAAGUAUAGGAGAAUGUCUGCAAUACGACCCCAGAGUUUCCAGGACCUGGUGACGCCCCUGUAUUGGGCAGCUUAUGACACUGGCCUGGAGCUACUGAAGCAACAGGAAGCAGCUUUGGCUCUACCCAAACUAGAGGAGGCCCUCCAGGGGAGCCUGGCCCAGAUGGAGAGCUGUCGUGCUGGCUGUGAGGGACCUGAGGAGCACCAAGGGGCUGAAGAAGAGGAGGAGAAAGGGACCCAGGGGGGCCUGUAUGAAGCCAUUGCAGGACACUGGAUUCGGGUUCUGCAGUGCCGGCAGCACUGUGUAGCAGAGACAGCCACACGUCCUGGUCGCAGCUUCCCUGUCCGGGACUUCCUCCCAAGCCAGCUGAGACGGCUGCACGAGGCCUAUGCUCAGGUGGGGAAUGUGUCUCAGGCCGUGGAAAAUGUCCUGAGCGUCCUGCUCUUCUAUCCAGAGGAUGAGGCUGCCAAAAGGGCUCUGAACCAGUACCAAACUCAGCUGGGAGAGCUGAGACCUGACCUGGGACCACGAGAGGACGUCCAGCGUUUCAUCCUUCGCUCCCUCGGGGAGAAGAGACAGCUAUAUUACGCCAUGGAGCAUCUGGGCACCAGCUUCAAGGACCCGGAUUCUUGGACCCCAGAGGCUUUCAUCCCUAAAGCACUGAGAGAGAAGCUCAGAGAGGAUCAAGAGAAGAAGCCCUGGGACAGUGAGCCGCCACAGCAGAAGCCCCCGACUUACUGGAAGGAUGCCCUUCUCCUGGAGGGUGUGACUCUCACCCAGGAUGCCCAGCAGCUGAAUGGAUCCGAGCGGGCUGUGUUAGAUGGGCUGCUAACUCCAGCCGAGUGUGGGCUUCUACUGCAGCUGGCCAAGGAUGCAGCUGAGGCUGGAGCCAGGUCAGGCUACCGUGGGCGCCGCUCCCCUCAUAGUCCUCACGAACGGUUUGAGGGACUCACGGUGCUCAAGGCUGCUCAGCUGGCCCGGGCUGGGACGGUGGGCAGGCCAGGCGCUAAGCUGCUUCUGGAGGUGAGUGAGCGAGUACGCACCUUGACCCAGGCCUACUUCUCCCCGGAACGGCCACUGCAUCUUUCUUUCACGCACCUGGUGUGUAGAAGUGCCAUAGAAGGUGAGCAAGAACAGCGUAUGGACCUGAGUCACCCGGUUCACGCAGACAACUGCUUCCUGGACCCUGACACCGGGGAAUGCUGGCGGGAGCCCCCAGCCUACACCUAUCGAGACUAUAGUGGACUCCUCUACCUCAAUGAUGACUUCAAGGGAGGCGACCUGUUCUUCACGCAGCCCAACGCCCUCACUGUCACGGAGUGGACAGAAGCCAAAGAGCUGUUGCGGGAGGAAGAGGAGGAGGAAGAGGAAAAUGAGGAAGAGGAAGAAAUCCUGAGUAGAGACCCUUCCCCAGAACCCCCAAGUCACAAGCUUCAGCGGGUCCAAGACAAAGCCGGGAAACCACUCCGGGUCCGAGAGGAACUGUGAACGGCCAGCUUCUUUGGAUAUGGCCACUCAGCUUGGGAAGAGACCAAUGAGAAUGCCCUGAUGACAUUGGGGACAUAGUAGCAUGCCGAGUCUACCAUCUCGGGGACCUACAAGGGCCACCAAACCCUGGCCUCACAAGCUUGCAACACAGACUCAGCCUAGAGAACAUCAGGCCUUGGGAGCUAGGGCUGGCCCCGACUGCGGGGCCUGCAAACUCCCUAGGACAGGCAAAGAUCACUGUGCCUCUCUGAAGGGCAUGGCGAGGAUUGAGGGCCAAGUGCUUCUCAUAAGAAACACACAGAGAGGAAAGACAGUCUCACCUUCUCCCAACCUGUGCAAUAAAGGAUGUGACUACCCA